Molecule: messenger RNA, 572 nt
Organism: Bursaphelenchus xylophilus (pine wood nematode)
Lineage: Eukaryota; Metazoa; Nematoda; Chromadorea; Rhabditida; Aphelenchoididae
Source: the annotation of a GenBank genome assembly
AUGUUGUUGCUAUCGGUUCUAUUUGUUCUGCUUCUCGGCAUCCAUGUUGAACUCGUCAUUAUUUGUGGAAAGAAGAAAAAGGUGAUAAAAUCGAACCAAAUGGGCAUCGCAGGUAAGUUCCGGAACGUUCUGGUCUGAUGACUUAGCAAGUUUGUUCGCAUUCUUAUUUCAUUUUGGAUGCUGUGGACCUUGUUUUGAUGCACCGAAAAUUUAGCUCUUUAUUUCAGGUGACGUUGUGAAUGACGCGGGCGAUAAGCCGCCUAUGAGAAAAGUGGAAAAGAGCGAGCGUUUGUCAAUUCAUGGGUCCGAAGACGAUGAGGAAGUCAAGAUGCCGCCCAUGGUCGUCAACGAUGUCCCGAAUCUGCGGUCGCAAGCCACACAGGCCAGCCAGACGAGGAAUACGGAGGAUACUCAAGAAGACGCAAGUCAAGGAACUGCACAACAUAAGGUAUUUCUUGUGUAGGCUGUUGAUUCUUUAAUUUUUCCAGUCAAUUAACAAGUCCGCCGGUGGAUCAGCCAAAAACAUGAAAACGAGUGUCGAACCCUCUAAAGUGCAAUCAUGUCAGAACUAG